Messenger RNA from Polypterus senegalus (gray bichir), 1764 nucleotides. Its product is annotated as phospholipase ABHD3-like. Gene Ontology annotation, molecular function: acetylesterase activity; monoacylglycerol lipase activity. Bases 304 to 1524 code for a protein of 406 amino acids. Gene Ontology annotation, biological process: medium-chain fatty acid catabolic process; medium-chain fatty acid biosynthetic process. The record is from RefSeq and is a predicted model, not a curated record. The transcript has 9 exons. Lineage: Eukaryota; Metazoa; Chordata; Cladistia; Polypteriformes; Polypteridae.
AUGGUCUUCUCCUUGCAGGCAUCUUUUCUGACAACUAAGCUAACUGGGUCCUGAUAAGCCGGUUUUCUGUUGGUACAGUUAUUUUAUACUAGUGAACUUUGUCAUUUUACAUAUGGCGAAAACUUUAACGGUGCCGUGACAAAGGAAUAGUAGAUUUACUAUUGUUCUCAAUAUCCGCAGAGCAUACGAAGAGAGCAGCUGAGGACAGUGUUGCUUGCCUAAACUGAGGAACAGGAACUGCAUCUGAACUCGAAGAAGUUACCGGUUUCCACCUUUAUAGUAUUCUUUCUGUAGUCAAGUCUCAUGCCUAUAGCUACGACGUUGUUAACCCACGCUGAGACGUGGCUGGGUCGUCUGGACUACCUGUUCAAGCCCGGGACUGUGGUGCUGGGCGCCGCAGCCGCUUUUCUGUGCUACCGGUGGAGAAGUAAAGGCGAGACCCCCAUUCUUGUCUGUAAUGAUGGCUUCAGGGAGUUCCUGGAAAGACGUUGUCCGGCAGUAAAAGAGCGGUACUGUCCCACACCAUGGUGCUGGGGUGGAAGACUGCAGACCCUUGUGAGGGUUGUCAUCAAGUCAAGCCCACAUGUCACCUACAGAAAUGAACUGAUUAAAACAUUAGACGGAGGCCAGAUUUCUCUUGACUGGGUAGAUAAUUCAGAAAGUAUACACUAUCCCAACUCCACCACCCGUCCAACAGUUUUGAUCCUUCCAGGGCUCACUGGGAAUAGUAGCCAAACAUAUGUUCUUCACGCUGUGAGUCAAGCAACCCGCCAUGGCUACAGAGUAGUUGUUUUUAAUAACAGAGGAUUUGGAGGGGAAGAACUUCUGACUCCAGUCACUUUUUGUGCAGCUAAUACCUCAGAUUUAGAACAUGUGGUUUCACAUAUCAAACAACAGCUUCCUCAGACCCCUCUCAUGGCUGCAGGUGUUUCACUUGGUGGGAUUUUGCUGCUGAAUUAUCUUGCUCGAAUGGGCAGAAAAUCAGGAUUGUUGGCAGCAUUCACUGUAUCAGUGAGUUGGAAUACUGUGGAAUCCUGUGCUUCCUUGGAGAAGCCACUAAACAAAAUCCUCUUUAAUUAUCACCUUGCUUCUAACCUUUGCCAGGCUAUAACAAGACACAGAAAAGUCCUGGAGCCAGUUAUUGAUGUGGACUACAUUCUUAAGUCUCGCACGAUCCGAGAAUUUGAUGAGCGAUACACUUCAGUAAUGUUUGGCUACAAGACUUGUAAAGAUUAUUAUCACGAUGCUAGCCCUUUCUACAAGCUCCCCUCGACUACUAUCCCUGUGUUAUGUCUCAAUGCUGCAGAUGACCCAUUCUCUCCAGAGCACACCAUUCCUGUGGAAUCUGCUCGACGGUUGCCCAAUGUGGCAUUGGUCAUCACAGCUCGUGGUGGUCACGUUGGCUUCUUGGAAGGCUUCUUCCCACAAGGAGAAAGUUAUAUGGAUCGUCUGUUUGGGCAGUUUAUUUGGGCGGUGUUUGAACAUGGGAAGGAUCUGGCAGAGAUGUGUAUCACCAAAAACUGAAACAUCUGCAUGGCCAUCCAAUGUCCCAACCACUGCCUGUUCACAAUGAUCUUGGUAAUAUGUUUAGCACUUAUAACAAGGGUUAUACAAAAAGUAAGAGGGCCAAAGUGUUAUCAUUAACAAUGGGUAACAAAAUUGAACUUUGUGUUUUGUCACAUGAAUCCGUGUAGGUGAAUCUUACAGUAUAUACAGUUGUACUUGAAUGUUUGUGAACCCUUUAGAAUUUUCUAUAUUUCAGCA